Messenger RNA from Oryzias melastigma (Indian medaka), 1993 nucleotides. It is a transcript of the gene sox21b, whose product is annotated as SRY-box transcription factor 21b. The record is from RefSeq and is a predicted model, not a curated record. The transcript is spliced from 2 exons. Gene Ontology annotation, biological process: regulation of DNA-templated transcription; cell differentiation; anatomical structure morphogenesis. Gene Ontology annotation, molecular function: DNA-binding transcription factor activity, RNA polymerase II-specific; RNA polymerase II cis-regulatory region sequence-specific DNA binding. The coding region runs from base 420 to 1160 and encodes 246 amino acids. NCBI's taxonomy places the organism in Eukaryota, Metazoa, Chordata, Actinopteri, Beloniformes, Adrianichthyidae.
AGAUAAAAGCGCAAAAGGUCAAAAAAAUGUAUUAAAAAUAAUGAUAAUAAAUCAAGGACGUGUUUAUUCUUCUUCAAAGUGAGAAAAAAAAAGUUCAACAGACGUCUGGGCGCCCCUGCUGCUCGUGCGCAUGCGCCAAUGACACUUUCACUACCUGCCGCAUGAUCCAGUAUUUCACAAGGGGAGAGCGGGAGUUGUCAUCCACUUGCGUGAGCUGCAGCUGAGAGAAGGUUGUCGUGCGUCAAGAGAGAAAGAAUACGGAGCGGUUUCCUUUUUUCAUCCUCCUCUACUGAAGGCGUAUCACUUAUGGAUGCCACUUUUACGCACGGAACAUCUACGCACUGAUAAGGACACGCAACUUUUUAGGUUGGGGAAACAGCGGUGGGAUGAUUUUCUAAAGUUCUAUAGUUUGUGCCAACAUGUCUAAACCAAUGGAUCACGUCAAACGUCCGAUGAACGCUUUCAUGGUCUGGUCCAGAGCCCAGCGCAGAAAAAUGGCUCAGGAGAACCCGAAAAUGCACAACUCCGAGAUCAGCAAGAGGCUGGGAGCGGAGUGGAAACUUCUCACCGAGUCUGAGAAAAGGCCCUUCAUCGACGAAGCCAAGCGGCUGCGAGCGAUGCACAUGAAGGAGCACCCAGACUAUAAAUACAGACCGAGGCGGAAGCCCAAGACUUUGAUGAAAAAAGACAAGUUUUCCUUCCCGGUGCCGUACAACCUGGGGGAGCACGACGCGCUGAAAGUUAACGGACUUGCCACUGGAGCACUUUCCGAGUCUGUCAUUGGGAAUCCCGACAAGGCGGCGGCGGCAGCGGCGGCCGCAGCGGCCAGAGUUUUCUUCAACCCCUCCAUGUCCGCGAACCCCUAUUCUUUUUUCGACCUGGGAUCCAAGAUGACGGAGCUUUCCCCGCCUUCCUUUCCGUACGCGUCUCCGUUGGGUUACCCGCCGGGUGGCGCCACGGCGUUCUCCGGGACUGGCGGCGUCGGUGGCGGGACGCACACGCACUCUCACCCUUCUCCGGGAAACCCGGGGUACAUGAUCCCGUGUAACUGUACGGGCUGGCCCUCGGCGGGACUGCAGCCCCCAUUAGCAUACAUCCUCCUCCCUGGGAUGGGGAAACCUCAACUUGAACCGUACCCCGCUUACGCUGCGGCGUUAUGAUGAGAAAACGAGGAGAAAAAAAUGAACUCAUGCAAGAGUUUUAUAAUGCAUGCACAAACUUGUUCAUGUGAUGAAGUACUCGUCGUCUCAGAUAUCACAUGUGUAUGUACAUUUAUUAAUGCCUUUAUCUAAGGUAAUUGUAAUUUAGAGGACUUUCUGAUCUAUUAUUGCUCAGCAUCAUCACCUCAUGCAAUUCCAGGAAAAGUCACCGAUUUUAGGAGCAAUUUGUUUAAAAAGAACUCUUAUUUCUAUCUUUUGCACCUGCUUGACUGACUUGUCGGAAUCAAGGACAGCCAACAAGAUGACACUCUUUCUCCAUUUUACGCACGGUUUGGCUCAAAGAUCAACAACUGUCACCGCCUUGUAAAUGUGUACAGAAUAAAUUGACCUUAGUUUAUUUGCUGUUGAAGGCCUAGUAUUUGAAAUAGGGCCGAAAUUUCCCUAGAAAUCCGCUGUAUAUUUUGAGUUUUUAAACCGUUUUAUAGAUGUCUGUAAUAUUUAUUGUUUAGUGAAUUUAUGGUGACCCAAGAAAAUUAAAAAAAGAACAUUUGCACAUGAGUAUGUAAUUUAUUUUGAAAAAAAAUGUGUUAUUCAGUUCGGGUUUGUGUCACCACGCCGUUUUUCUAUGGAAAAAAGGGGAAAAAUAGUCAUUUGGUGGGUUUAUAAUUUCCCUAAUUCCCUCGUAUCAUGUGCAGCAAGAAAAAACACAUUUUUACUAACACCUUAUGGAAUUUGUAUGUUUUUUGUGUUUAACCUCCAUUAUGUACUUCAAGCUACUGUUCACUUGUUGAGCAAAAGAAAAGGACUACAAUAAAGCCUAUUCGGAUUAAACA